This is a messenger RNA of Elephantulus edwardii (Cape elephant shrew), 1293 nucleotides long. It is a transcript of the gene KRT20, whose product is annotated as keratin 20. NCBI's taxonomy places the organism in Eukaryota, Metazoa, Chordata, Mammalia, Macroscelidea, Macroscelididae. The record is from RefSeq and is a predicted model, not a curated record. Bases 1 to 1293 code for a protein of 430 amino acids. Gene Ontology annotation, molecular function: structural molecule activity. The transcript has 8 exons.
AUGGAUUUCUCUCGCAGAAGCGUGCACAGGGCCAUGAGUAUUUCCUCACAGGUCUCUCCACGCAGCAUAAGCGGGUCGGUUUAUAGGACUGGAGGCAUGCAGCGCUAUGGGGCUACUCCCAGCGUCUAUGGGGGUGCUGGAGGCCUUGGCACCCGCAUCUCAACCUCCAGACAUAUGAUGAGCUAUGGGGGCGAGUUCGCUGGCGCUGGCGGGGACCUAUAUGUUGGCGAUGGGAAAAUGGUCAUGCAGAGUCUAAAUGACCGUCUAGCAAACUAUCUAGAAAAAGUGCAGGCUUUGGAGAGGUCCAACACCACGUUGGAAAUGCAGAUCAAGCGUUGGUAUGAAACAAACGUCCCCAGUGCCAGCCGGGACUACAGUGCGUACUACAAACAAAUCGAAGAGCUGCGGGAUCAGAUUAAAAAUGCUCAAAUGAAAAAUGCUCAGUGUAUCCUGCAAAUCGAUAAUGCGAAACUAGCUGCUGAGGACUUCAGACUAAAGUGUGAGACUGAGAGGGGGCUCAGAAUAACAGUGGAGGCUGAUCUCCAGGGCCUAAGUAAGGUGUUUGAUGAUCUAACUCUAAGCAAAAGUGACUUGGAGAUGCAAGUUGAAGAACUGAAUAAAGACCUGGUUCUACUCAAAAAGGAACAUGAAGAGGAAGUCGAAGCCCUCCGCAAGCAGCUGGGCACCAAUAUCAAUGUGGAAGUGGAUGCUGCUCCCGGCCUGAACCUCAGCAACAUCAUGAAUGAAAUGAGGCAGAAAUAUGAAGUCUUGGCCCAGAAGAACCUUCAAGAGGUCAAAGAAAACUUUGACAAACAGACUGAAAUGCUCCAGCAACAAAUGACAGUGAACACCGAAGAAAUGAAAGAAUAUGAUAUUCAAGUACAGGAGUUGAAACGCGUCUACCAGAAUCUGGAGAUAGACCUCCAAUCCCAUCUCAGUAUGAAAGAAUCUUUGGAACGCACUUUAGAGGACACCAAAGCGCGCUACAGCAACCAGUUGGCUCAAAUCCAGGCACUGAUAAGCUCCUUAGAAAUCCAGCUGAUGCAGAUUCGAACAGACACAGAACAACAGACCAACGAAUACAAUAUUCUUCUUGGUAUAAAGACCAGGCUUGAACAGGAAAUUGCUACUUACCGCCGCCUUUUGGAAGGAGAGGAUGUAACAACAUCGGAGCUCUGGUGGCUUGGUGGUAAGGAACUCAAGAGAUCCAGGAAGAUUAAGACUGUCGUGGAAGAAGUAGUGGACGGCAAAGUUGUGUCUUCGCAAGUCAGAGAGAUCGAAGAAAACAUCUGA